AUGAAUUUUAUACCUGUUCCAAAAUAUCAACCUAAACCAACACCAAGGAAAAUUAAAUUCACUCCAUCAUCCAAUAAUAUUAAACAGAUGGUUCAAGCUUUCUAUUGCAAGUUCGAUUUUGAAAAUGGAAUCGACGACUGGGAGAAGACUGGUACAGUGUUUGAUAACCAGCCGACAUACGGUGAUAAUCCUACAGCUCGUGGCAGAGACCAGCCAUCCAAUCAUCAGGGAGACUGGUGGAUUGGAGGAGCCGAGCACCGACCUAACAAAUCCUCAGUACCAGGAUUAAGGCAACCAGGAAAUGGAGACGGCCCCCAGGGAACCCUGACCUCCCCAGCGUUCGAAAUUAUUGGUCCAAUAAUCUCAUUUCUUAUUGGCGGAGGUUGUGACGUAAACGUUGUUCGUGCUGAAUUGAUUGUUGGUGGCCAGGCUGUGAAGAAUGAAACCGGCGAUUGUAGUGAGACAAUGACCCGAAAGGAGUGGAAUGUCAAAGAGUUCAUUGGUAACAAUGCUCAACUUCGACUGGUCGACCUCAGCUCUGACGGUUGGGCACACAUCAAUUUCGACGAUCUGAGAGGAAACAUAAGCUGCACAGUCUGAGAAAAAAGAUGACGGCCUAAACUGAUCAGAGUAUUAUUAAUGACCUUCUAUUGGUCACCAGUUGUAGUUACUUGACAUUGUUCGAGUCACGUUUCUCUCAUGUGAUCUACAAAGCAGUACUGAUAGUUUGUU
This is a messenger RNA of Stylophora pistillata, 732 nucleotides long. RefSeq lists its product as uncharacterized. The record is from RefSeq and is a predicted model, not a curated record. Lineage: Eukaryota; Metazoa; Cnidaria; Anthozoa; Scleractinia; Pocilloporidae.